This is a messenger RNA of Lactuca saligna, 1647 nucleotides long. The record is from the annotation of a GenBank genome assembly. Lineage: Eukaryota; Viridiplantae; Streptophyta; Magnoliopsida; Asterales; Asteraceae.
AUGAUUGACUGUGCUAUAAAAGACGAAUCUGAGGAUAAUGGAAACCUUUCUGAUAGGGGUGUUGAAUCGAACCAGGAGCUUGAGUCAGUGGAAGGACAAGAUCAGGUGAUAGAGAUGUAUAUGAAUGAGGAAGUCAGUGAACUUAAGAAAGAAAUAGAAGAACUAGAGCAUUUAUUGCAGGAUGAAGAGAAAUGUAGAGCUGCAAUCGCGAAGCUGAACCCCAACAAUAACAGGAGCCACGAAAGAAUAUUGGAAAUUAGUAUCACAGUAAAAGGAGAUGGACCGAUUGUGUUAGUUAUAGCUCCAACUUGUGAACUUGCUGUUCAAAUACAACAAGAAGCAACUAAAUUUAGCACAACUUCAAAGAUUAAGAAUACUUGCAUUUAUGGUGGGGUUCCAAAGGUUCCUCAAGUUCGUGAUUUACAUAAAGGUGUUCAUAUUAUCAUUGCUACACCUGGAAGAUUGAUUGAUAUGUUGGAGUCUCAUCAUACAAACCUGAGGAGGGUGACUUACCUUGUGUUGGAUGAGGCAUAUAGGAUGCUUGACAUGGGUUUUGAACCUCAAAUGAAAAAAAUUGUUUCACAGGUUUGUGAAUUAUGCGACCAGGAACUUUAUAAAGGGGAAGAAAAGAAUGAGAUACGUUUAGGUGUUUGUUCUAGAAGCAAUGAUGUGAUUGAACCUAUGAUUAAGCCUCAGUGGUAUGUCAACUGCAAUGGUAUUGCUAAAGAAGCUCUUGAUGUUGUAAUGGAUGAAAAUAACAAGAAAAUUGAUAUACUUCCAAAACAGUAUGCCGCUGAAUGGAAAAGAUGGCUUGAGAACAUUUGUGAUUGGUGUGUAUCAAGGCAGCUUUGGUGGGGCCACCGAGUUCCUGCACGGUAUGUGACAUUGGAGGAUGAUAAACUGAAAGAGCUUGGAGCAUACAUGGAUCAUUGGGUGGUUGCUAGGGAUGAGAAAGAGGCUGAAGCUGAGGCUAGAAAGGUCUUUUCAGGGAAAAAGUUUGAAUUGGUUCAAGAUCCUGAUGUUUUAGACACCUGGUUUUCUUCAGGGCUUUUCCCUUUAUCUGUAUUGGGGUGGCCUGAUGAUACUCAAGAUUUGAAGACUUUUUAUCCAACUGCUGUUCUUGAAACUGGGCAUGACAUUUUGUUCUUUUGGGUUGCUGCUAUGGUGAUGCUUGAGAUGAUAUUCGGAGGCGAUGUACCUUUCCAAAAGGUGGCUGGUGGUUUAGCUUCCGAGACACCUCACAUGAUAAGUGCAGCUGUUAAAGGCAUAACUCCAUUGAGUUAUGAGUUUACUUAUCUUGAAACUUUAGGUCUGAUAAAGGUGAAGCUACUGCUUGAAAUGCUUGUGAAGAAAUGUGGUAUUGAUGCUGUUAAGGAAGUUAUGCCUGAAGAACAUAUGAGGCUGCUUACUAAUAUUAGAAAGAGGAUGGUUACUGGAUCGCCUCUUUUUUUGAAAGAUGAAGUUGGUAAGAGCCUGUUUUUAGGGUCCAUUCAAGUUCUAGUUGUUGCUUUUAAGAAACGGAAAGUCAGUCUUUGUCAUGAUGACUGCUAUAAGCAGAGUGAUGAAAUGGAUCAAGGUGAGCUAAUAGAGAACAGAAGGCUAGACAAUUACUACAAAAAUACAUUAGUUUUCCAUGUUGGUAACUAA